Periophthalmus magnuspinnatus is the source of this 1288-nucleotide messenger RNA. Its product is annotated as betaine--homocysteine S-methyltransferase 1-like. The record is from RefSeq and is a predicted model, not a curated record. Gene Ontology annotation, molecular function: betaine-homocysteine S-methyltransferase activity; zinc ion binding. Bases 94 to 1194 code for a protein of 366 amino acids. The transcript has 7 exons. NCBI's taxonomy places the organism in Eukaryota, Metazoa, Chordata, Actinopteri, Gobiiformes, Gobiidae.
CAGUCCACGUCCAGUGCGCACAAGUGUCGUGACGACGUACCCCAGUGUGCGCCCCUUUGACUGUCCCCAUUGGGCCUGGGCCUGAAGUGAGCAAUGAAAAGAAACAAACGGGACAUCCUGGAGAGGUUGAAUGCCGGGGAGGUGGUCGUUGGUGAUGGUGGGAUGGUUUUGCAGUUGGAGAGACGUGGUUAUGUGAAAGCUGGACACUGGACCCCUGAAGCAGCUGUUCAACAUCCUGAAGCAGUGCGCCAGCUGCACAGGGAGUUCCUCAGAGCUGGAGCUGAUGUACUUCAAACAUUCACCUUUUACUGCAGUGAUGACAAACUGGAGCUGAGUGGAAAUGUCACCAACAUCACUGGUACUCAGAUCAAUGAAGCAGCCUGUGACCUGGCCAGAGAAGUGGCUGAUGAGGGGAGUGCUCUGGUCGCCGGCUGUGUGUCCCAGACUCCCUGUUACCUGGAAAAUCACAACGAGGCCGAGGUUAAGUCUCUGUUUAAGAAACAGAUGGACGAAUUUCUCAAAAAGGACAUUGACUUCUUCAUAGCUGAGUUCUUCAGAUAUGCAGAGGAAGCCGCCUGGGCUGUAGAGGUGCUGAAGACCAGUGGUAAAACUGUGGGAGCCACAAUGUGCAUCUCUCCUCAUGGAGACAUGAGCGGACUGCCUCCUGGGGACUGUGCUGUGCGUCUGGUCAAAGCAGGAGCUGAUAUCGUUGGAGUAAACUGCCACUUGGACCCGACGGCUUGUAUCCAAACAGUGAAGCUGAUGAGAGAGGGGCUGGAGAGGGCAGGCCUCAAAGCCCACCUCAUGAUCCAGCCUCUGGGGUGUCACACUCCUGAAUGUAAUCUGACUGGUUACAUCAGUUUGCCUGAGUACCCUUUUGCGUUGGAGUGCAGGUCUUUGACUCGCUGGGAUGUGCACAAAUAUGCCAGGGAGGCAUACGAGGCAGGGAUCCGGUACAUCGGCGGCUGCUGUGGGUUUGAGGCCUAUCAUAUACGAGCCAUAUCUGAGGAGCUGCGAGCAGAGAGGGGCUUUCUCCCGCCUGCAUCAGAGAAGCACGGCCUGUGGGGGGCAGCACUGGAGAUGCACACAAAACCCUGGGUCAGAGCCAGGGCUCGCAGAGAGUACUGGGAAAAUCUAUUACCUGCAUCUGGGCGGCCCAGAUGUCCGUCAAUGGCCAAACCAGCGGAUGAAUGAAGAAAGACUACACUAGUGGACUGUUUAGUCUCACACAACUAUAUAUUUUUCUGUAUUUUAUAUAUGUGUACAAUAAAAGAAAGCUAUUUCUAAC